AUGUUAAAAAAUGACUCCAAAUUUAAUAAUAAUCUAUUGACGAAGGGAUUUACCACGAACAAUGAAAACUUCCAAGCUACUCAUGUUAAUGGCGAGAGAUUGGGCUUAGUCUCAACAUUUCCAAACAAUUCAAUACAUACUUUGAUGUCGAAGAAUUGGAAGUUACUACUUAAAGUAAUUGGAUGUGAUGCUAUGUAUCACUUAUUGUACAACGGGAGCAUAUUUACAUAUUUGGUAAACAAUAAUUAUUUACAAGUAACUGGGGUCCCAAUCUUUUCUUUCAACCUAAAGUCUAGUACUUAUGAAAGAAAAAGAAAAAAUGAAAGCGUAACAUAUGAGAAGGGCCGUCAAAAAAAACCCCGUAUCGAGAAUUCUUGGAACAAAAUCUCUAUAAAACGGUUUCGAAUAUUUUAUAAAUACUUUAGCAAACAUUUAAAAAAGGAUCGAUUCUUUCAUCGUGGACAGAUCACAGAAAAAACAACGGUUUAUUGGCUACAAUGGAUUUUUCCUCAACAAUUUGGAAUUCCAAGUGUCUUUUCUGAUGAAGAUUUUGAAAAUAGGGCUUCCUCCAUUCUGCCCGAGAAACAUGAUAUCCCAAAACGUUUGUUGAAGGCCGCUCCUUUAAUUUAUAGUAUAGCUAAAAGCCUUAAUCGGAUAUCGCUAUCACUCAUAUUUAAUUAUUAUUGUCCAAGGUGUACUAAUAUGCGUUUUAAGGAUCCGGAAACAUCAUCAGUGCUUGCCUACUCCCUAAAUGUAAAUCAAGUUUAUGCUUUUUUGCGGUCAAUUAUCAUUAAUGUUUUCCCAAAGUCCGUAUGGGGUACAAUUCAUGUUUUUAACAUUGUUAUGCAAAAAUUAUACACUUUUCUUCGGUUGACAAGAUUCGAGACAAUUACUCUUCAUUAUAUAAUGCAUAACAUUCCAAUCAGGAGCAUUCCGUGGAUACGCUUAGCAGAGAAUGACUCAAGAAAUAUUUGUCUUACUGAUUUUGAAAAAAGAAAGCAGAUAUUCUCGGAGUUUAUGUAUUGGUUUUUUAACACAUUUGUGAUAUCUUUGCUGCAGUCAUUUUUCUAUUGCACGGAAUCGGUUGAACGUAAAAAUGCAACUUGUUAUUUUAGGAAAGACGUCUGGAAGUGUUUAUCUAACCCUUUUCUAAGGAGGGUUAAAGACAGCAUCUACGUUCCUAUCGAAACGCAUGAAUUACUAGAAGACCCAGUCUUGCCUCCAGCAACAAUUCGUUUAAUUCCUAAGAAAGAUUCGUUUCGAAUAAUAACAAAUUUGCGUCGUAAACAUUUAAUGAAGAAAUCUUUUAAUAAUGGACAAAUUCAUUUAAUUAGUACAAAUCAGCUAUUACAACCGUUAGCUUCUGUGCUUAAGUUGACAAUGUUAGAUUACGAGUCUAGGAAUGAUGAAUCAUUUUCAUAUAGAAACUUGUUUUCUAAGAUCAUUUCCUACAAGGAAGACCUUCGAAGACACCACUGGUAUAAUCGAAAAAAAUAUUUCGUUCGUAUCGACAUAAAAAGUUGCUACAAUAAUAUAAAACAGGAUUUGAUGUGUCGUAUAACGAAGAUUCAUUUGAAAGACCCAGAGUAUAUCAUACGAAAAUACUGUAUGAUUCAAAAAGCACAGGGUCAAUUGAUUAAGCAGCAUGUGAACGAAGCCCAUACUUACUUUGACCUUAAGCCUUUUGAACGAUUAGCGUCUUCAUUAGCAACACGUAUGAAAGACACGAUUUUCGUCGACAACGUUGAGUACUGGACAAAAUCCUUUGACGAGCUUUUUUUAAUGCUUGAAAAACAUGUAAAGCAGAAUAUUGUGAAGAUUGGUCAAAAAUAUUACCGUCAGACACAGGGUAUCUCUCAAGGGUCGGUUAUAUCUUCUUAUUUAUGUUAUUUCUAUAUGCAAGAAUUGAUUGAAGACUAUUUAUUGUUUACGAAGGAAAAAGGAUCGGCCCUCAUACGUGUCGUUGACGAUUUUUUGUUCAUUACUGUUCACAAGAAAGCAGCUAUUAGGUUUCUGAGCUUGUCUUCAAAAGGUUUCACUAAGUAUAACUUCAGUACGAGCAAUGGAAAGACACUAAUUAAUUUCAAACCUCCGGAUUCAUUUAAAGAGCCAUAUAUUAAAGCAAGUAACUUAAUCCCAUUCAGUGGGUUCUACUUGCAUGCAAGGUCAUUGCAUACAGUAUAUUGCUGUUCUACAAGUUUUAGGAUUCUUUACGAUGCGUCUACUGUAGAGCUAUGCAAAGGCACUGGAAAUUCAUUGAUUAAUAAAUUACUCAGAACUGGAUUUGCUUUAUUUUCAAGCGCCUUUGUUGACAGCCACCAUAAUUCUUGUUCUAUCAUUUUCUCUAAUAUUUACAAUUUAGCCUAUGUGCUCUCUAUGAGGCUGCAAGUUUACCUGAAGCGAGUAGUUUCUGUGUUUGUUAUCCAACCAUUGCUUCUUUCUCGAAUGAUGAAUAUGAUAAUCAGAAAAUUGUUCAGAAGAGUCUGUUCAUUAACCCAUCAGGUCAACAACCGUCCUUUUUUGCUGAAAGAAAUGAAAUGGGCUUUACUGCAUGGCUUUUUAACUGCUAUCAGACCAAACUUUAGGUCAUCAAUGGUAUAUACGAAACUGAUGACUGAUUGUGAAGAGCUGCGUUCACAAAUUGAUUUCUCUAAAAGCUAUUUAAAACAACCUCUGUUUUCUUCUACUUAUAAUUCUAGAAUAAGCAAUAUGUAA
This is a messenger RNA of Schizosaccharomyces octosporus yFS286, 2715 nucleotides long. RefSeq names its product telomerase reverse transcriptase 1 protein Trt1. Gene Ontology annotation, biological process: telomere maintenance via telomerase. Gene Ontology annotation, cellular component: telomerase catalytic core complex. Gene Ontology annotation, molecular function: telomeric repeat DNA binding; telomerase RNA binding. The transcript has 17 exons. Bases 1 to 2715 code for a protein of 904 amino acids. The record is from RefSeq and is a predicted model, not a curated record. Lineage: Eukaryota; Fungi; Ascomycota; Schizosaccharomycetes; Schizosaccharomycetales; Schizosaccharomycetaceae.